Molecule: messenger RNA, 1523 nt
Organism: Anopheles funestus (African malaria mosquito)
Lineage: Eukaryota; Metazoa; Arthropoda; Insecta; Diptera; Culicidae
Gene: Vps16B
Product: vacuolar protein sorting-associated protein 16B
Exons: 6
Coding region: 27-1511 (494 amino acids)
Biological process (GO): vacuolar transport; intracellular protein transport
Cellular component (GO): cytoplasm
Source: RefSeq, a predicted model, not a curated record
GAAUACAAAAAAAAAUUAAGAAAAAUAUGCAAGUUUUCCUUUGCAACGGUGCUGACAAAAAAUUCAAAUUUGAAACGUCAUUUAACAGUGUUUGUUAUUGUUAUGAUUUUUUACGUCCAGGCCUCAGGCGCUUACCGAAAAAGUUCUGCAAAAUAUUCCUUCGCGAAAUGGAGUCGAAAGACGAUGAAUAUUGGAAUGAUUCGGCGAACAAAUCGUUCAACUUUGACGAAGACGAUGUGGCUGUCCUCGAAAUUGCAAGCAACAACAAACGAAGUCUCUUUGGCGAAGACACCGUUUCGGAAUCAAACUAUGGCAGUAGUCAGCGGGAACUUCCACUGCAGAGCAUUAUCUCGAAUGAGAAUCUCGAAAUAAUAUUGCAAGAACAGUCACGUCAUGAAAUGACCAUUCCGAAGGGUAUAUCGCUCGAGGAGGAAGUAAAGCUACUGCGGAAGAAGAUACAAGAGUUUAACUACGCUCCGUCCGUAGCUUCGGUCAUCCGGAAAUUGAUCCUUGGCAAAUCAUGUUCACUGGAAAUGUUUCGAUCGAUGGCGGAAAAAGAACAGCUGAUCGAUGAAGCGAUCGCUUCCGGGUGUGGCAAUGCGAUCCUGAAAGUGACCCUGUUUCUGGAUCAAACGCUUAAAAAGAAACUUUUCUAUACGCUACUACAAACUCGCCCAGAAGCCGUUCAUCAUUACGUGAACUAUUUGUCUCUUCGGCUGAAAGUGACCGAAUGUACUGAUUUGCUGGUAUUUUUAGGAAGACACCAUGAAGCGAGCUUACUACAAUUUUCCAUAUUUGUAUGCAGUACAUCCAAUCUCGAUAUAAAGCGACAGAGGUUGAAAAAGAUUUACAGCGAUUAUUUCUCCCAGCCGGGUGCGAACACAUUCUAUGCGCAAUUGGUGAUCAACUAUUUGAAUCUCUUAGAAUAUCAAACCGGAGAGCUUCACUCGUCGGGAGGAAGCAGCAAAGCGUUGGCCAUUCAAGACAAAUCAGUGCUGGAAACAUUGAACUACGUUUGUGGGAAGUACAAAUGGGGCGACACUUCUCUGCAGACGAACGACAAUCCUUUCAAGCUGGCCGAAAAUCAUCAAGUAUCGCAGGCCCAGUUCGAGUGGGUCGCCUUGAACGAGCGUGCGAGGCAACAGGCGUGGCUAGACUUUGAUCAUGUUUUCGAGCGAAAAGCAUGGUUGAAUUUGAAACAAAAAUCUUUUAAAAUUAACAUUCCCAUCGAUCGUACGAUAUUGCGAUUGCAUUCUCUCAAUGCACCCGAUCCGGUUCUGAAUACAUUUCUCGCCAAGUUAGAAGAUCCGCAAAGACGAUUAGCUCUGGCGAAGAAGGUACAUUCGAAGCACGGUAUCGUGGAUGCGCUUGUGCUACUGAAGGAUCGUGCAGAGCUGGAAAGCUAUCAAAACUCGCUUGAUAAUGGCACUGAGGAGCGGCUGUAUGCAGCAAAUGCUCUAAAAUCUUUGAACAAUAAAUGGAAAAGUGAUGCUAUGAAGCUUAUCAAGUGAUAAUAAAGCAAA